This is a messenger RNA of Telopea speciosissima, 2408 nucleotides long. Its product is annotated as potassium transporter 5-like. The coding region runs from base 35 to 2296 and encodes 753 amino acids. The record is from RefSeq and is a predicted model, not a curated record. NCBI's taxonomy places the organism in Eukaryota, Viridiplantae, Streptophyta, Magnoliopsida, Proteales, Proteaceae. The transcript has 7 exons. Gene Ontology annotation, cellular component: membrane. Gene Ontology annotation, biological process: potassium ion transmembrane transport. Gene Ontology annotation, molecular function: potassium ion transmembrane transporter activity.
GAAACUGACAUGAAUCUUUUGUAAUAGUAAUCCAAUGGAGAAUGGUGGAGAGAUAGAUGAAAUUGAAGAAAAAAAUGAACAGCAGGAGCAACCACAAGAGAGAGACAAGGUACUAAAAGGGAAGAAAUUCUCAUGGGGAAGGCUUAUGAAGCUCGAUUCUUUUGACAUGGAGAGCGGGAAGAUCCCAUCAGGGUAUCUUAACCAUAGAUCAUUUCAGGCUGUGGAUUGGGUAACCACAUUAAAGCUUGCAUUCCAGAGUAUUGGAGUCGUCUAUGGUGACAUCGGUACCUCACCACUAUAUGUUCUUCCUGGUGUUUUUCCGAAUGGCAUUGCUCAUAGUGAAGAUAUCUUGGGGGUAUUGUCUCUAAUCAUUUACUCCCUUACCUUGAUCACUUUGAUCAAGUAUGUCUUCGUUGUGUUAUCUGCCAAUGACAAUGGUGAAGGAGGCACAUUUGCUUUGUAUUCUCUUAUAUGUCGCUAUGCAAAGGUGAGCUUCAUACCAAAUCAACAGGCUGAAGAUAAAGAUGUAUCGAACUACCGGCUUGAAUUACCAAACCGCCGAUUGCGUCGGGCUUCUAUUGUCAAGUCCUUCCUUGAAAGUAGCAGAAUUGCAAAGUAUUUUCUCUUGUUUAUGACAAUGAUUGGAACAUCUAUGGUUCUAGGGGAUGGGAUACUUACUCCAUGUAUUUCAGUAUUAUCAGCGGUAGGGGGUAUCAGGGAAGCUGCGAGUUCCCUUACAGAUGACACAAUCAUGUGGAUAUCUGUAGUGAUCCUAAUACUGUUGUUCCAAGUUCAGAGGUUUGGAACAGACAAAAUUGGGUACACUUUUGCACCAAUUCUUACAAUCUGGUUCCUCUUUAUUGCUGUUAUUGGUCUCCACAACUUCAUAAGACAUGAUCCAAGUGUAGUCAAGGCUAUUAACCCAAUGUACAUAGUGAAAUAUUUUCAAAGAAAUAAGAAAAAUGCAUGGAUUUCACUUGGGGGAGUCAUCCUAUCCUUGACAGGAUCAGAAGCUUUGUUUGCAGAUCUUGGUCACUUCAAUGUUCGCUCGAUCCAAAUCAGUACAUGUUCUAUUGUUUUUCCCUCAAUUGUCUUGGCUUAUGUAGGCCAAGCUGCCUAUCUUAGUAAACACCCUCUUGAUGCAUCAGCUGCUUUUUACAAAUCAGUUCCAAAACCUAUUUACUGGCCAAUGUUUAUAGUGGCAGUGUUGGCAGCUAUUAUUGCUAGCCAGUCUUUGAUCUCAGCUUCUUUCUCCAUAGUCCAACAGUCUCUCGCACUUGGGUGUUUCCCACGAGUGAAAGUUGUCCACACUUCUUCUAAAUACGAAGGCCAAAUAUAUGUACCAGAGAUCAACAACUUACUCAUGUUAGCUUGUGUUGGUGUCACACUUGGAUUCAAGAACACACUCCAGAUUGGGAAUGCUUAUGGGCUUGCUGUUGUAUUUGUGAUGACACUCACUUCUGCAUUUCUUAUCCUUGUGAUGAUCAUGAUAUGGAAGAUAAAUUUUGCAUUGAUUAUCCUCUACGCUUCAACCAUUGGCUUCGUCGAGUUAGUCUACUUGAGCUCGGUCCUUUACAAAUUCGUGGAAGGUGGGUAUCUUCCAUUAGCCUUUGCUGCAUUCCUCAUGUCGGUCAUGUUUGUUUGGAACUACGUAUACCGCAAGAAGUACACUUUCGAGUUAGAUAACAAAGUUUCAAUGGAGAAACUUAAGGAGAUAGCCAGCAAUUUGGACAUUCAAAGAGUUCCUGGUUUAGCCCUAUUCUACUCAGAGCUUGUCCAAGGCAUUUCCCCAAUCUUCACCCACUACAUUGCCAAUGUUCCAGCACGACAUACAGUGCUUAUAUUUGUUUCAAUCAAGUCAUUACCUAUAAGCAAGGUUCCGGCUGAGGAGCGUUUCUUGUUCCGACGAGUUGAGCCUAAAGAAUUAUGUAUCUUCCGAUGCGUAGUGAGGUAUGGAUACAAGGAUGUGGAGAAGGACCAUGAGUCAUUCGAGGAUACAUUGGUGAAUAGGUUGAAGGAGUUCAUUAUGGAGGAUUUUCUUAAGUUUGAAUCAUCUGAGAAUGAGGCUGCAUUUGUAGAGGAGGUUCAAUUGGUGGAUAAUGAAUGCAAGAAAGGAGGUGUAAUCUAUAUGUUUGGUGAGAGUGAAGUGGUGGCUUCCAAGGCAUCUAGUUUGGGGAAGAAGUUGACUAUAGACUAUGCUUAUAAUGGAUUGAGAAGAUGUUUAAAGCAACAAGAUGAAGUCUUUGCUAUUCCUCGUAAGCGUUUGUUGAAGGUGGGAAUGACUUAUGAGCUUUAGUAGUCUUUCUAGUGUUUUAAGUAUAAUAUUAUCUGUUUUGUUAGUCAAGAUCUGGUUGUAACCAAUGUUAAUUACAUUUAAUAUGUGGCCUUAAGAACAUGAUUAGAUUUGC